AUGACACAUACAUUUUUGAGAGAUUCCUUUUGGGGGACAAUUAUAAACUACCUUACAAGUCAUAAAACUUUUACUCAUAAAGAAGAUGAGAAGAGCUACGUGAUACCUGAUAAGUACUUACCUGGCUAUAAACAAAUUGAUGAAGUAGAAGAACUGGCCGAUCUUGAAGAUGCUAUCGAAAGUUCGGAUGGUUCUGUUGUAGAUGCUAAGGAAGAAGCUUCAAGUGAAAUAAUAGUUUCUUGGGAUGGUGAAAAUGAUCCUGAAAAUCCUUAUAAUUGGCCACUUCGUCGUAAAAUUUUCCUUUUAGCUGAAGUUGCUUUCUUGACUGUAUCGGUCUAUAUGGCUUCUGCUAUUUAUACUCCAGGUGUUGAUCAAAUUAUGGCAAAAUUUAAUAUUGAUCAAACAAAAGCAACUUUACCUUUAACUAUGUUCGUUAUUGGUUAUGGUUUUGGUCCAAUGUUCUUAUCUCCAAUGACUGAAAAUGCUGCUAUAGGUAGAACUUCAGUUUAUAUUAUAACAUUAUUCAUUUUCUUCAUUCUUCAAAUUCCAACUGCAUUAUCUACAAGUCUUGCCGGUUUAUGUGUCCUUAGAUUUAUUUCUGGAUUCUUUGCUUCACCUGCUUUAGCUACUGGUGGUGCAACUAUUGGAGACAUCAUUACUAUGCCUUAUAUGCCUGUUGGUCUUGCUUCUUGGGCAAUUGGUGGUGUUAUGGGUCCAUCAUUAGGUCCAUUGAUUGGAGCUGUUCUUGUGGUAAGAGGCGGUCAUGAUGGUUAUGAAUCUUGGAGAUGGCCAUUCUGGUUCAUGGCAAUCAUUAGUGGUACUUGUUUCUUAGUCUUGGGAUGGACUUUACCUGAAACUUACGGUAAAACUUUACUUUAUAGGAAAGCUAAUAGAUUAAGAAGAAUUACAGGUAAUCAAAAUAUUACUUCUGAAGGUCACAUUGAAAAUUCAAAGCUUACUCCAAAGGAAUUAGCUAUCGAUUUAUUAUACAGACCAUUUGAAAUUACCAUCAUUGAACCUGUUGUUUUGUCUGUCAAUCUUUACAUUGCUUUAGUAUAUUCAGUCAUGUAUCUUUGGUUUGAAGGUUUUCCUAUUGUAUUUGUUGGAAUUCAUCAUUUUACUUUAGUUGAAAUGGGUGUCACUUAUGUCUCUAUUAUGAUCGGAAUUGCUAUUGGUGCUGCUAUUUAUGUUCCAUAUAUGUAUAAUAAAUUCACCAAACGUGUUCUUCGUGGUGAGGGUGUUAGCCCUGAACUUUUUAUGCCAAUGGCCAUAUUUGGUGCCAUCAUGAUGCCUAUUGGUAUCUUCAUCUUUGGAUGGACUUCAUCUCCUGAUAUUCAUUGGUUCCCUCCAUUAAUUGGAGGUGCAAUCUUUGCAUGUGGUGCAUUCAUUAUUUUCCAAACCUUAUUUAAUUACUUGGGUGCUUCAUUCUAUAGAUAUUUGGCUUCGGUAUUUGCUAGUAAUGCAUUAUUUAGAUCCGUUAUUGCUGGUGUAUUUCCAUUAUUCGGAAAGCCUUUAUUCACAAAUAUUGGUUCAGAAAAAUUCCCCGUUGGUUGGGGUUCUUCCAUCUUAGGUUUUAUUGCUGUUGCAAUGAUCCUGAUUCCAGUUUACUUCUAUUUCCAUGGUCCUCAAUUAAGAGCUAGAUCAAGAUAUGCUAAUUAACCAUUAUAAUUAUCCAUAAUUUACUACUAUUUAUACUUAUCUAACGUUUUCCUUUAAUUUUUUAUUGUACAUAAUGAAAUCAUGUUAUGAUCGGGUCACAAUCAAAGCUAUUUUAAUAUUUAUUAAAUAAUAUAAAUUUUUUAUAAUCAACAUAUAUUUAAAUAGAUUAUACAUAUAAAUACAUAAAUUAAUUAAUUAUUUAA
Scheffersomyces amazonensis is the source of this 1862-nucleotide messenger RNA. RefSeq names its product MFS transporter. Gene Ontology annotation, biological process: xenobiotic detoxification by transmembrane export across the plasma membrane. The transcript is spliced from 2 exons. NCBI's taxonomy places the organism in Eukaryota, Fungi, Ascomycota, Pichiomycetes, Serinales, Debaryomycetaceae. Gene Ontology annotation, cellular component: plasma membrane. Bases 1 to 1659 code for a protein of 552 amino acids. Gene Ontology annotation, molecular function: fluconazole transmembrane transporter activity. The record is from RefSeq and is a predicted model, not a curated record.